This is a messenger RNA of Lachancea lanzarotensis, 1452 nucleotides long. RefSeq names its product LALA0S02e08526g1_1 (gene EHD3). Gene Ontology annotation, molecular function: 3-hydroxyisobutyryl-CoA hydrolase activity. The transcript has a single exon. Lineage: Eukaryota; Fungi; Ascomycota; Saccharomycetes; Saccharomycetales; Saccharomycetaceae. Bases 1 to 1452 code for a protein of 483 amino acids. The record is from RefSeq and is a predicted model, not a curated record. Gene Ontology annotation, biological process: L-valine catabolic process. Gene Ontology annotation, cellular component: mitochondrion.
AUGCUUAGAAUACCACUCAAGCGCCAGCUGAUCAAACGAUUUAUGUCUGAACAAGUGAAGUUCGGUACCAAGGGCGUUUCCCGGGUAGUCACUUUGACGAGAGCCGAAAAACUCAACGCUCUAUCCACAGAAAUGUGCUCCCAAAUGAUCCCCACACUUGUGGAAUACAGUAAGAGCAAUGUGAACAAUUUAGUUUUGAUCAAUUCGUCUAACUCUCCCAGAGCCUUUUGCGCAGGAGGAGACGUAGCCACUGUUGCGCUGCAGAAUAUCGCAGGAAAAAAGGAUAAGUCACUGGAAUUUUUCCAGCAAGAGUACUCUUUGAAUCUACUUCUAGCGACCUAUAAUCGUCCUGUUGUUGUUUUGAUGGAUGGAAUCACAAUUGGCGGUGGUGUCGGCCUCGCCACGCACGUCCCUUUCCGUAUAGCCACUGAGAAUACAAAGUGGUGCAUGCCAGAAACGGACAUUGGGUUUUUCCCAGAUGUGGGAACUACCUUCUCGUUGCCACAGCUCUCUACUGUUGGUGGUACAAAGGGUCAACUGGCCCUGUAUUUGUGUUUGACAGGCGAUCUUUUGUCUGACAUCGACGUUUACAUGGCAGGCUUUGCUUCACACUACAUCCCUAGCGCCAAUUUAGAGGAUCUACAGGCGAGGCUGGGUGAACUGCCGGUACACAACGACUCCGAAGAUAUGUGGGAUAUUACUGGAAAGGCUCUGGAGGAAUUUUCCGUUGCGAUACCGGAGGAUUACCAAUUCAAAUAUUCCAAUGCCCAACUGAACGUUGUGGAGUCUUGCUUUGAUUCAGAGACUACAGGUAAUGUCAAGGCUAUCAUAAACGCCUUAGAAAAGGUGAUAAACUCUACAUCGGCCGCUCCUGAAGAAAAAGAGUUUGCUCGCGUCACAUUGGAGAAAUUGGACACUAAGAGCGGCGUCUCGUUGCAGGUAGCCUUGGAACAGUUCCGCCGCAACAAGAACUCCGAUAUCGAGUCUUCUCUCAAGCAAGACCUAAUUACUGCAUCCAACAUGUGUGAAGACGUGGUUUCUGAGUUUUCUGCAGGCACGAAACACAAGCUGGUCGAUAAGAACAAGACUCCAUAUGCGUGGACCAAAUCUUCCUUGACCGUAGACGAACUCUCGCGUCUAGUAUCCCCUCGUGCCUCAAACUCUGUGUCACUGCUCAGCAACGUCACCGAUGCGGUCACGUGGAAGAAGUACCCAUUUCAUUCCAAGUUCAUGCUACCCACAGAACAGCAGCUCAAGGACUACAUCACAGGCAAUGAUAACUCAGGCAGAUCUCUGGCCGUGUCCCGCCACGAAGUGAUCAAAUUUUUCUCUCAGUACAACCAAUCGUCCAGAGGGAAGUCCGGAAUUCAAUAUCUGUGCAAUCAAAUCUGUCGCAGAAAGUGCACAGAGGGCGAUGCUGGCGAACUACACUGGAAAGACAAAGCAUUGUAA